AAUAUUGGACGACGAUUCCAGCACUCAUCUGGACGCUCUGACGUGAUAUUAAAUGGAGUUGGAGAAAUGGAGAGUUCGCCAAACAUACCAGAGGAUGAGUCCCGAACUUCUAAAGUCUCUGUACCCCCGUCAAGGACAAGAAUAUGGGUAGAAUUGUUUGAAGAAUGUCUGAAGAGCCAUUGCAGAGCAUUGCAGAUAGCGAACGGAACUCCACAACGGGCACCCGAACGCAAACGAGAGAUCCAUCUGUCGGUCUUUCCCUCAUUUAUGCCUGCCUACCGAAUACGUCUACGUAUUCUUCGUGUAUGGCAGCCGACUGGUUGGGCUUUCCCGGCAACGGAUGUAAACAAGCUUCCCCACCUCCUAGAACACCUAGCAUUUUUGCAGACUACCGAUGGCUAUACGAGCCCAUGGGCUGGGUUUUUAUGCACCAUUCGGAGUUCUGGAUACCCGUGAGUUCGGUGCUUGACUUCAGUUGAUAUCCGUCGAUCGGUGCAGGUUGUACUGCUACGUGGCACACUCCUACCCAGGCUACCUAGGUGGUUAGUUACUGGUUCGAUUGUACCAGUUUGACGCAACGUGCUCAGUGGUGGUUAGUGUCCGUGUGGUGGUUGAAGAAUCUAGGCAGCGAAAUCAACGUAUCUCUAACCGCAUCCCACAACCAAACCUCAACCAACAAGAUAAAACAUGGCUGCAGGCAUGCUGGUGAUCAUCAAUCAACUGGUUGCCUGCUAAACGACGCAUCAUCACACGUUGGAUGACGAGGAUCUAGUACACUGGACACAGUGGACAUAUUGGACGUGGCCCACCAUUCUUCCAGCUGCAACGCGACAUGCUAUCACCUGCCAACCUGGAUGAAAUUAAGGAACGCAUCAGCAAAAAUGAAGAAAAAAUUAAUGUCCUGCAGGCUAUCAACAAUGUACUGAAGGAGCGUCACGAGAUCGAGUCCAACUACAAGAAUCUAGCGCUCAAGUUCAAGGAGAUGCAGGAAGAGGAAGCGCUCCGUCGAGCGAAGGUAUGUAGUUUUGAUGAAGCGCGCAAGAAGCAGCUGGCUGAGCUGCAGGCAAAGGGAGAAGCGCUCUGCCGGGAGAAGGCAAAACUGCAGCACCAGAUCGAGCACGUCACCUGGCAUCUGGAGGGAUGCCGCAGGCGUCGCCCGUGUUUGGCUCGAUUGCCCGAGAACUGUCCACUGAAGGGUGAUGCACCGAGCUGUCUACCCCAUUCGCCGGAGAAGUUAAAAAUCAUGGCAAACAUGAAAAGCACUGCCGAUCAUCUAGUGCGAGGCAUUAUGGAUCUACGGAAAAAGAUUCACAUCGUGCAGGAUAAACUGGAGCAUGAAGUAGCGCGCAAGAAGGAGAUGGAGAAAAAGUUGUCAGAACUGCGGAAGGAGAUCUGUCGCCAUAACAAGUGCAUGCAGCAGCAGCAGCAACAGCACCAGCACCAGCAGCAGCACCAUCAACAGCAGCAUCACCAUCAUCAGCAGCAGCAGCACGGUCACCACCAUCACCAUCAUCAUCAUCACACCGUACCGGCCGGUGUUGGCGGUGGACACGGUACGACGUCCCUGCCACCGAUUACGAAAAAUUGCGUCGCGACCAAAUAGCAGCGGGUGAAUUCCGAAAGCGUCAAGCCCGAUCGCCACCAGUGUCCACACGGGAAGUAUAUCAAGCUGCCGAGAGCAACUUCCAACACGACGUCGUGAUAUCAGCACGGUUGAGUGGACCACGGACUUGUUUUUGGGAAUGGACGGGAACACCCCAUCAAGAUUGUGUAGCUAAGACACUUUUGGGCCAGCGCUUUUUUGGAAUUCAACAGCAAGUAAUCUCAACGUUUCGGUUUUACACGCAUCGUACGUACUAUGUAACAUUGUAUAAGAAAUAAGCAAUCGUAUUGCAAAGGGAGUUGUGUUUGCCACUGCCACUUAUUGUUUGUUAGAAUGGCUUUAGCUGCAAAAAAAACCCCCGAAUGGUGAUACAUUACAUCCUCCUCUUUACUUAUCCUCCAUUCGAGAUUUUGUCGUCUCCGUCGUUGCCCUCGCCGACGUUAACAAGAUAGCAAGUAUAAUGUGUUGCUCGGUAUAGUUACCAAUAGACGAAAAAAAGAACAGAUUAUAUAGAUCUAGCUAUGAUAGUCGUUAUUGUUUUGUGCUCGAAGUAAUAUAGUUAUAGCACCGAUAUAUUAACCCAAAACCCGAUGCAUUAAAUGCAAAUCACUGCAGAGAAGAGGACGUUGAGAAUUAGACGUGUGUGCGCAUCUGCAUGCCGUACCGCUUAGCUGGUUAUACACAACCUAUAAUAUAGCACGGAGAAGGAGGAGAAGUCAGGAUAGCGAGGAAAGUGCUAUUAGCGCAAAUGGAUGAUCUCCUAUGCUUGUCUGAUUGUAUCCUUAAGCUGUAUGUGACACAUGUUCGUCUCUCUGGUACUAUAACCUCAAGAGGACUUAACGCAUUCGUAUCUGGAUAGUCACUAAACUGACCAGCCUAUUGACGGUGCAUUGCGUUAAUACCUUGCUUGACUUCUCCCUUCCUUCUGCUCUAUUUAUUGUACCAUUCUUGUUUAUCAUGUUAUGCAAAAUCGAUUUUAUUCUGAAUAAAAGGAUGCUCUGUGUAGUCAAUAUACGACAACAAUCAUUUGCAUCUGAUAAGUUAAUCAUUUCCUUCAAUCAUCUCACCGUACUGUGUUCAUACAUCUAACAUCUAGAAAAAUAGCUAUUUUUGC
Messenger RNA from Anopheles stephensi (Asian malaria mosquito), 2717 nucleotides. Its product is annotated as ERC protein 2-like. NCBI's taxonomy places the organism in Eukaryota, Metazoa, Arthropoda, Insecta, Diptera, Culicidae. The transcript is spliced from 5 exons. The coding region runs from base 833 to 1603 and encodes 256 amino acids. The record is from RefSeq and is a predicted model, not a curated record.